This is a messenger RNA of Durio zibethinus, 1084 nucleotides long. Lineage: Eukaryota; Viridiplantae; Streptophyta; Magnoliopsida; Malvales; Malvaceae. The record is from RefSeq and is a predicted model, not a curated record.
UCUUCAUCUUCCAUGGCUUCACAUCUGUCUCUUCAUCUGCCCCACUUCUCCUACUACACACAAGCUUUCCAGUCAUAUAAUGGAUGGGAUUGGAAGACAAAUUCAAAUGCAACCCACUGUUCAAAGUUCCAUGGGAGGCAGCAAGGGAAUCAUUUCUCGGCAAAGAAGAGCAAUACACUUGGAUUAUGGUUUGCUGGUUACACUUCUUCAAAAGGUAGCUGUUUAUGCUAUGUUGAAAACAGCAAUCGAAGUGGAGAUUUUGCUCUCUCAAGAACGUCAUAACAAUCCAUCCCCAGUUAGAAAGAUCUUGACUCAAGAGACAGAUUUGUUAGAGGAGUUCAUUGAAAGUCAGUUGAAAUUGAGACAUUCAGAUUUGGUACAAUGGUUCAGAGUGGUGGAACUUCCACGGAUAGCAGGAUUUUUCAUUCCAUUGUUAAAAAAGUGGUCUAUGGAGUAUGCAGGAAGUGGUGUUGCAGGAAUUAUUAUGGCUAUAAGCUGCUGUGCUGCAGUAGAGAAAUUGGGUUCUGAACUUACCUCUUGCCCCUUAUCUAAAAUGUCAAUAAGCGAUGUUCUAGUGGAGCUUAUGAAUCUUUCACAUAGUAAUGUGUCGGUUGACAAAUUACAUCAGUUAGCUACUUUGGCAGGAUUUGAAAUUCAUUUCCUGUCACACUUUGGUGCAAAUUUUCUGUCGAGCAAGAAGAGUGAUGAACUAGAAUUUUGGAUAGGGUUGGCUCAGAGAAAACUCUCAGUAGCUUUCUGCAAAGAAACCAUGAUUCCAGGCAAACUGGCAUUUAAUAGCAAGGUUCAAGCAGAUAGGUUGGCAACUUUGGGACUUUUUGCAUAUCUAGGAAGGAAGACUAGAUUAUUUUUGUCACAGUUGCGCAUAAAUGAUCUUGAUGAGCUGCUGAAGGACUUCCUGAGAUACUACAAGAGGUGUACUGCUUUGGCUGCAGCUACUUGGAGUGUGGCAGCCUCUUCAUUUACCCAGAGUUCUCUUCCAUAUCAGUUUACCAAUUCUUCAUGGAGCCGCUCAGCUCAGCAGCCCUUAGAUUCUGAAUUGUUAGCAUUCUUGCUCCGCAGGUAG